This is a messenger RNA of Amyelois transitella, 2165 nucleotides long. Its product is annotated as facilitated trehalose transporter Tret1. Gene Ontology annotation, molecular function: transmembrane transporter activity. The coding region runs from base 111 to 1547 and encodes 478 amino acids. The record is from RefSeq and is a predicted model, not a curated record. Gene Ontology annotation, biological process: transmembrane transport. The transcript is spliced from 8 exons. Gene Ontology annotation, cellular component: membrane. NCBI's taxonomy places the organism in Eukaryota, Metazoa, Arthropoda, Insecta, Lepidoptera, Pyralidae.
UAGUGACAAUUCAUAAUUGUGAUCGUAUAGCGGAAACUGAUUUUCUCAAAACUAUUCUUGUUCUGGUGAUGGAACCUACUUAGUGCUGAAAGGAAAUUUGAAAAAUAAAAAUGAAGGGAUUAUUAAUUCAAUUAAUAGCUACGUUAAUAUUGGGUUUCGGCUGCAUGGGCCUCGGCAUCACCUUCGCAUGGCCUUCCUCCACCCUUCUCCUUUUCACUUCCGAGAACACCACGCUGAACCGACCAAUGACAGAAGGAGAGGCUUCCCUUCUUGGAAGCCUGUCUUCCAUUGGUGGUAUGGUGGGGAAUCCAAUAAUGGCUUACUUGUUGGGAACGUUAGGAAGGAAAUAUUGCGCCAUUUUGUCGACUGCCAUGGGAUUGAUUGGCUGGAUCAUGAUAGCAUUCACAAACCGCAUAGAAGUGGUCCUAACUGCGAUAUUUAUAUUCGGUUUAAGUGGCUCUGUUUUCUUAGUGGUUCCCGUGUACAUAUCCGAAUUCUGUCACGAAAGUGUUCGAGGCACUAUGACGUCGUUAGUCGUGGUUUUCAACGGCCUCGGAAUGUUGAUCUCGAUAUUGUUGGGAAGCAUUUUGAGCUACUACGUCAUGACUUAUGUGUUCCUGGUACUUGCGGCCUGCUCGGUCGCCGUUCUGUGGGUUCUGAAGGAAUCGCCGAUUGUUUUGAUGCAAAGAGGGAAGGAAGAGGAAGCGAAGAAGUCGGUUGCAUUUUAUCGAAGUUGCAAGCCAGAUUCGAAAGAGGUGCUGCAAGAGAUUGAGAAAAUCAAACUUGCCUUGAAUCCGGAUCUGGAUGGAGACUUGACUCCGGAGGAAGUGAGACUGAAUCCUGCUGAAAAGCCGCAGACUCCCGACAAACCACCCACAUUUAUGCAGUUAUUAAAAAAAUCUCGGUCCACCCAUCGGGCGAUGAUCGUCAUGCUUGUCCUCAUGACAGCUGCCAUCUUCCAAGGUCUCGUCGUGGUCAUGGUGUACGCUGUUCCUCUGUUCGCCCAGGUCAUACCAGAGACCGUCAUGUCUCCAACGCUGUGCAGUGUCCUGCUGUGUGGUAUCAAUGUCGUGGCUUCUCUGCUAGCUGGCUUCAUCACCGAUAAAGCUGGGAGGAGGUUGCUAAUGAUCGUCUCCUCCUUCCUGACCGGCGCGUUCUGCGUGGUCACCGGGUCGCUGAUCAUCUUUGAGUGGGGUCCGAAAUGGCUGAUCGCCCUGUUCAUAUACUUUUACAGUGUCACGUUCACUUUGGGAGCCGGCACCGUGCCUUUUAUAAUGCUGGCCGAGGUAUUUUUGCCUGAGGUGAAAGGUUUCGUGUCAAUGCUGAUCAUGGAAUGGGCGUGGCUCUGCAACUUCGCGCUUCUCUACGUGUUCCAGCCCAUCGUCUCCAAGUUCGGUAUCGGGCCAGUCUUCUUUGUUUUCGCCGUAAUUAGCUUCCUCACCUCAGUGUACAGCAUCUUCUUCUUGCCGGAGACCAAAGGACUUAGCGUGGACGUUAUUCAAACGCUGUUCAUGAAGAAACGAAGAGAUGUUGAAAAUGUCCAUUGAAUUUGUUUAAACAUACAUAUAUACAUAAAAUCACGCCUCUUUCCUGGAGGGGUAGGCAGAGACUACCUCUUUCCUGUUUCCACGAUCUCUGCAUACUUCCUUCGCUUCAUCCACAUUCAUAACUCUCUUCUCUUCCCACUCCGACCUUUCCCUCCACACUCUCCUUGUAUAUCUGCUUAAUCAAAUUUGUUUAAAAAUUAAAUAUUUUACAUAAUACUGAUUGUUGAGUCAACCUUUGUAACGAUUGUUGCCCAAAGAAUUUCAAUAUCAUUGGACGCUCGAAUAUUUGAAACAUCCCUUAUAUUUAUGUCGACAUUUGUCAUAGGUAUAAGGAAGUUAUUAUAAGAUAUAGUAUCUAUCAAAUUGAAAUUUUUAUUUAAAAUUUUAAUUUCAAUUAUUAUCGAUAUCGAUAUAAGCUCUUAGUUAAAACAGGAGACUAAUAGUAGAUUUAGUAAAUUUAGGUGUAGUUUUAUUGUAAUCAAAUACCUAGGUUUAGCAUAAAAUUUUGUACAGGUGCUAUAAUUAUUAAAUUUACAACAGUAUUUUAUUAUGAAAUAGGUUCAAUUAACAGGUUUGAAUUAAAAAUAUAAAAUUUUAAUAAUAAACCUUAUUAAUAUU